Messenger RNA from Pestalotiopsis fici W106-1, 1011 nucleotides. RefSeq lists its product as uncharacterized. The transcript has 2 exons. Gene Ontology annotation, molecular function: S-adenosyl-L-methionine transmembrane transporter activity. The record is from RefSeq and is a predicted model, not a curated record. Gene Ontology annotation, cellular component: mitochondrial inner membrane. NCBI's taxonomy places the organism in Eukaryota, Fungi, Ascomycota, Sordariomycetes, Amphisphaeriales, Sporocadaceae. The coding region runs from base 1 to 1011 and encodes 336 amino acids.
AUGAGCAGUGGCUCCAACAGAGAUGUUCUGCUUGCUGGCGCAGCGGCAGCGUUCACAGUAGACCUGCUUAUCUAUCCGCUAGAUACUUUGAAAACACGGAAGCAGUCACAAGAUUUCCUUCGCACCUUUGCAGACCCUGCAACCAAGACAAAGCUUCCAUCGUCUCAGCUCUUUCGUGGUUUGUACCAGGGCAUUGGCAUAGUCGUUGUAGCCACUCUUCCUGCCGCAGGGACAUUCUUUUCCGUCUACGAAGCCGCCAAGACCUUCUUUGGACGUCAUGGGUCGAGCAUGGGAUUGCCGCAGCCUGUAGUGCAUUCGGCCGCUUCUGCCGUGGCUGAGAUGGCAAGCUGCAUCGUGCUCACGCCCGCCGAGGUCAUCAAACAAAACGCACAGAUGCUUUCUAGUAGCAAAGGCGGGGAUACACGCUCGACUAGUUUGGAAGCUCUCAAGCACUUGCGAGGUCAGGGUGCAUCGCGGCGUUUACUUAGCGGCUACACGGCUAUGGUGGCGAGGAACCUGCCUUUUACUGCCAUCCAGUUCCCCAUCUUUGAAUAUGCUCGCAGCGAGAUCUGGGCACAAAGGUCAGGUGGUCCCAACGGUGACAGGUCGAAACGUGCAAACGGCGAGGAACAGAGCCUGUUUGAGACAGGCGUGGUGACUGGUACCAGUGCGGGCUUGGCAGGUAGUUUUGCUGCUGUCAUCACCACGCCAAUGGAUGUGGUGAAAACGCGGAUGAUGUUAAUGGCAGGAGAUUCGCAGGGUUCCGAACAGCAGAUUCGAGAGACGCGCGACAAACAAUUGUCAGAUAACGUGUCUCAAAAUCAAAAUAAGGGCGGCUUAUCGGUAGCAAGGCAGGUGGUCAGAGAACGAGGGAUCCCGGGAUUGUUCAGAGGAGCAGUACUGCGUGCUGUAUGGACCGCUGUGGGCAGUGGUCUCUAUUUGGGCAUGUAUGAGGUCUCCAAGGUCUGGCUGACCCGAGGAAAGGAAUCUCCCAAUGACAAUUUCCCCUAA